Messenger RNA from Parasteatoda tepidariorum (common house spider), 1084 nucleotides. It is a transcript of the gene Rpp25, whose product is annotated as ribonuclease P protein subunit Rpp25. Gene Ontology annotation, cellular component: ribonuclease MRP complex. The record is from RefSeq and is a predicted model, not a curated record. Gene Ontology annotation, molecular function: RNA binding. Gene Ontology annotation, biological process: tRNA 5'-leader removal. NCBI's taxonomy places the organism in Eukaryota, Metazoa, Arthropoda, Arachnida, Araneae, Theridiidae.
AGUCAAUGCGAUCAAACCGUUUUUUGAGUUUUAAAAUUUUAAAUCGAUUUUAUAUAUCCCAUCAAAGCUACUUUUGAUCCUGAAACGGUUUUAAUAAAUCUAAAUAUUUGAAAUCACGAAUCACAUUUAUAUUUGAAAUUUCUAUUUGAUUAUUUUUUCUUGGUGCCUUGCUUGAUUUGCUAUUUUUGUUUUACAGAAAAUUUAUUUAAAUUCUUACUCAAAUCUAAAUUAAAUGCGCUGAAAUCAUUAAAUAGAAGAAUCGGAAUUAUUCGAUACGAACUAAACAUGGCCUCUAAAUCAAUACUAGAUGAAUAUUACUGUAAGGGUGAUGUUGAUGUAAAACAUAAUGAUCCUAAACAGGAUUUUACAAAUGUUCCUGAGGAUACUAUAAUUGUGAAAGUAAAGCGUGGAAGCAAAAUUAAAAAUAUCUUAGGCUUUGUUGAAAAGAGCUUAAAGGAGGAGAAAAACCGAUAUAUGAUAUUUACUGGAUGUGGUGAUGCUAUUGAAAAGACAAUUUCUUGUGUUGAAAUUACUAAAACUAAGUUCCAGGGUCUUUAUCAAAUUUCUAGACUUAAUGCUUUAAGGGUUGAAGAAUUUUGGGAACCUAAAAAUCCUGAUUUGGAUAGAUUGCAGGUUACUAGAGAAAUUCCGAUGAUAAGUAUCCUUCUUUGUAAAGAUGCUUUGGAUUCCAAUGAAAGAGGUUACCAAGGUCCAAAAGAUUCUGGCCAUGUCCCCCAAAGAAAACACAAGAGGAAAAAGACCGAUGAUCAUACAUCUUUAGAAAGUAAAGAAGCUCAAGGAAAAUCUUGAUUUAUUAACAUGUGUGGAUGAAUUUAUUAUGUAAAUAUGUUUAUUUUGUUUUGUAUGAUAUAAUAGUUAUGAUAAAUAAAUAUAUGUAAGUUUAAAAAAAUAUAAUUUCUGCAGAGUGAGAACUUUCUUACUCAAUGUUAAAAAUUUGGUUUUAUGAAUAUUGUUGAAAGUUAAAAAAAGUUGAAGUGCAAAAGACGAGCAUCUUUUUACGAAGUUAAAGAAGUCUUUUUACGAAGUGAAAUUCUUAUGAAUUAAACCUUGUUUUUACAAUUUA